GUAACUAUAUAAAAUUAUAGUAAUGUUAGUAUAGCAAUUAUUAAUUUCGAGUACAAAGAACCGUCAUAAUAAAUAAACAAGAAUUAUUUAAGUCUUACAGUGCGGUGAACUUUUCUAUUACGCGAUAGUUUCAUUUUCCGGAAUACCGCCUACUAUUUCCUAUAUCGUUUCGCAAUUCGGCAAUCAUAAUUUGCAGCUGGAACGAUACUGCACAUGCAAGGAACAAAUCGCAACGAUAAACAUACCCAUUCGGUAGUCCGUCACGCAGUCACGUGCGUGCCUCAUAUAAACGUACGUUAACCACUUUCUAAAUUCUCUGUAGAUCCCGAUGAGUCUGCAUUCUGCAACUGGACAAGAAGUGGGAAUCACUUUUACUGAUUUUUCAUCGUUGGAUCCGAUAUUAUAUCAUCAUACAGUCCGCCAGUGCGAGAGAUGGCGGUCACUGUCGUGGGACAACCACUUUCCUGCCAUCGACAUCGUCUUGCAGUACAUCCAAUGAAACUAUCCGAGCAGCACUUUGCAUAUUUCUAAUCAGCGUAUAUCGCACAUACUGGACUCUCUUUGUGUACCUGCUGCAAAUCUUAGUCGCUCGAGAAACAUACGUAGAGACGCGGACGUCAAGAAACGCAGGUGAUGGAGAGAAAAAGUUACCCGAUAAUCGUCAUUUUGAUAACUUUAUCGCUCGCCUGGCACGUAAACGGACAGAAUAAAACAUUGAAGGAUCUUUUUAACAGUACAUCCUGUGCUAAACCACCGUUCGUUUGUCCUCAUCCGCAGAUAGAAUUUUAUCUGUACACCAGAAAAACCCAAAAAGAUCCAGAAUUACUUAACGUACUGAAAUACGAUUCUUUGGAAUAUUCGAGAUUCGAUAAGUCCAACCCAACGAAGAUCAUCAUACACGGUUUUGGUGGUGGAAGAAAUCUAGCACCCAGUACGGACUUACGAAAUGCGUACUUUACUCGAGGCGAUUACAAUAUAAUAAUCGUCGAUUACGGCUCGUUGGUACGGGAGCCAUGUUUAUCGCAGAUACAGUGGGGUCCUGAUUUCUGUUCGCAAUGCAUUGCACAACUAGUAAGAUACCUGAGAGAUCAUCCUCGUGGGACACCAGUAGCAAGUAUACACGUCCUGGGUUAUAGCGUUGGUGCUCAUAUAGCAGGACUCGUUGCGAAUUACUUACCAGAUGACAAGUUGGGUCGUAUUACUGGAUUGGAUCCAACGAUUUUCUUCUAUAUGAAUGGAAAUAGGUCCAGGGAUUUAGAUGAGACAGAUGCUCACUUUGUAGACGUGAUCCAUACAGGUGCUGGUAUUCUUGGUCAGUGGGGCCCAAAUGGCCACGCAGAUUUUUAUGUGAACGGUGGAUCGAGUCAGCCCGGAUGUGCGACUGCCUCUUUGCUACAAACUUUGUCCUGCGACCAUACGAAGGUGACGCCUUAUUACAUCGAGUCGAUUACCACAAAAGUUGGAUUCUGGGCUGCACCAUGUGGAAAUCUCUUUUCGUAUCUGAUAGGAUGGUGCAGCCCGGAAGAGCACGAGUACGUCAUCAUGGGCGAGUAUACCCCACACACCGCUCGAGGAAUCUUUUAUCUGUCAACAAACGGACACAAACCGUACGCCAGAGGUCUUCCAGGAAGAAAAUUGCGAACGACAAACAGGAAGCGAUCGUACUACCGCCAGUAUUAAGUUUGCUGAAGCAGCUCAUCAACAUUAUAAUAGAAUAGUCAUACUUUUUAUAGCAUAUUACAUGUUAACUUAAAUUGCAUUGCACGUUGCGCUCAUUUCCUAUCGUGGAGUUAUUUAAUAAAGUUUUUUUUUUCUAUUUUUACUAUUGCAAA
Cephus cinctus (wheat stem sawfly) is the source of this 1832-nucleotide messenger RNA. RefSeq names its product phospholipase A1 member A. Gene Ontology annotation, biological process: lipid metabolic process. The transcript has 7 exons. Bases 634 to 1680 code for a protein of 348 amino acids. The record is from RefSeq and is a predicted model, not a curated record. Gene Ontology annotation, molecular function: lipase activity. NCBI's taxonomy places the organism in Eukaryota, Metazoa, Arthropoda, Insecta, Hymenoptera, Cephidae.